Molecule: messenger RNA, 2595 nt
Organism: Limulus polyphemus (Atlantic horseshoe crab)
Lineage: Eukaryota; Metazoa; Arthropoda; Merostomata; Xiphosura; Limulidae
Exons: 14
Coding region: 6-2084 (692 amino acids)
Molecular function (GO): calcium ion binding
Source: RefSeq, a predicted model, not a curated record
AGUGCAUGAAGCCCAUGGAGCCUAAGAAUGGUUUUCUGAAGUGUAAAGACAGUCAAACAAGGGUUGCAGGCCGUACUCGCGGCGACACAUCAAGAGGGAGCAGGCCCAACUAUAUUAAAGGGACCAUCUGUGAAUAUGUAUGUGACGUGGGAUAUGUUAUUCCGACAACGCAGCUUAAAAAGACUGUAAUACAAUGCCAGGCACCUAACUGGAACAGUACUAUGGAUCCAGAGUGUACAAGAAUUGUACCUCCAAGUUACGACCCUGAAGACUGUCAGGACCAAACGCUUACGGUUGAAAAUGGAUUUGGGUAUGUGCAGAAACCCAGGUUUAAGGCGGUGGAUGGGACUGAACUUGAAGUAGAAUGUACUAUAAACGGACAACUCAAACCAGGAGAAUAUGAAAACUACUGCGAGGCGACCGAUCCUGAGUUACGUGUGUCCACUCGCUGUUCGUACAGAAUUAGCAUCAAAGCUUCUAAUUGUGACGCUCUACAGGAAAUAGACCAUGGUUUCGUAAUUUGUGAAUCGUCUGAAUCUAGUCGUUUACUUGUUGGAACAGUUUGUAAUUAUGUAUGUGAAGAAGGUUACGUCAUUCCCACUAGCCAAUUACAGUACGCUUCCUUGACAUGCUUGUUGGACCUAUCUUGGAAUUCUUCUCAAGUACCAGAAUGCCGAAAGCGCGUGGUUCCGGAACCUGUUUUGGGGGCCUGUGAAGAUCAGAGUUUUGAGACUGAAGAACCACAGUCCGUGACUGUAAAUCAUCCCGUCUUCGUCACUGCUAGUGGAGAAAAUGCUGAGGUUACAUGUUCCUUCCUAUCAGUAUCGAGCCACGGCACGCACGAGAACACGUGUCAUGCAACUGAUCACGAGCUUAGGACGUAUACUUCCUGCAAGUAUAAAAUUAUCAUCAAGGAACCUGCCAGAACCGACUCAAGCUUUAGACGAGGAUGUGGUGUGCUGAAUGCGCCGGCCAAUGGUCAGAUAAAUUGUCAAUCAAACAAAGAAGUUUUUAGGUGUCGAUUUAGAUGCAUGGAUGGAUUUUCUAUGGCGGAAACUUUCUCCGUUAUCCGUCGGGGUUACGUAGAGUGUGAUCCACUACAAGGAAUAUGGGAUUUCCAGCGAAUCCAUGGCAUUGACAGUCUUCCUGACUGUCUUGGUGAACUCCCAACGACAUCACUUCAAGCUCCCGCUAAGUUUAAGGUUGGCGUGACCAACUGCUCAGAUCACUUGCUCCUGGAGAGAUUGAUGACGACCAUCAAGGAGGGUCUUUUGAAGCAUAACAGGGACGUUUGUCAAUCAAUUCAGUGUCACAAUUUUGGCUUUUUAUGUUCCCGAGACGGAGUAACAGGACGUGAAGCCUUGGAAACCACGUGGCUAGUACAGACACAAUAUAUCCCAGAAGAGUAUGAAUAUCUUGAUGGAAUUACCAAUGCUGAAGCUUUGAUAGAAGAGGUACUUCUUCAUACCAAGGAAAUUGUGAGUUCUAAUACAGAGCUUAAGCAAGAAAUAGAGGAGGAAGGAGCAGAUUUAUGGUCACAUUCAUUUCAUCAAGACAAGUUUAGUCUAGUUUGCAAUGAACCAGGAUACACAGUGGAUCCUUUCACCAACAAAUGUUUGGAAUGUCCGAGAGGGACAUACGAAGACAAGGGAGAGUGUUCCUCCUGUCCAGAAAACUUCUAUCAGGACAAAACUGGACAGUCCAAAUGCAAACCAUGUCCAGAAGGAACGUUUUCUACUGCCCAAACCAAGUCGAAAUCGAAAUGUAAAGAGAACGACAGUUGGUUAGAAAUGGGCGAGUUUGCCAGAGAACAGCCAUACAGACAUCCGAUUUCGGUGGACAAAUGUGAACUCAACCCUUGUAAUCAUGGUGGCACAUGCAUCAAGACUCAAGGCUCUUACUUCUGUUCAUGUAGACCUGGAUUUAAAGGUCAGAACUGCGAAAUUCCACAUUGUUCAAGUAGCUAUUGUCGAAAUGGGGGAUCCUGCCAUCUGAUGGUUACUGGUUCCUUUGGGUGUUUGUGUCCACCAGGCUAUCUGGUAAUCGUUGUGACAUUAGAACAGGAGAGAGAAAUCCAUGUUUAAUCAACAAGUGUCGGAAUGGAGGAGUGUGUAGACCAACUGAUCAGAGCUACAAGUGUUCUUGUCCUUCCAACUAUAUAGGUGAUCAUUGCGAGUUUGUAAGAUGCCACGACCCCUACCGGCAGGGUUACUGUCUCAAUGGAGGGGGGUGUGGUCUGAUGACCGAACAGUGGAAUAUGGUGUGUCUUUGUGCACCUCACUUUCUGGGACGUCGUUGCGAAUUUCGUGAAGUUUCCACACCAACGACGAACCACGAUAGCGCUUACUUCGGAAUCUCGUAAAACUGAGUUGUCAUGGAAACCAGGAUCCAUCAGCAACCUGUGUUCACCAUCGACCCCUGGUAGCUGUCACUUGAAGUAGAAUAAGUGUGUGGUUACUAGUUGAACGUUUUUGUAACUUAAAGAGUUGUGUUCAACUGAUAAGUAUAUCCCAAACUUCUCUUUUUCGUCUUUUAACUUACUAUUUGCUUUGUAGCUUAUUAAUUUCAAUAAACAUAUAUUUCACAGUUGCCUAA